AAUAAAGGAAGACCCUAGACAAAACUAAAAUCCAAGUACGACCCCACCGUUCUUUCCCCUUUCCUUCCAGUACCUAAACAGGGAUCUCGCCCUCCCUCUCCCUUUCGCCCUGGCAGAAUUAAGAUCGAGAGUUUCUCUUUAAAGGAAGGCAUCAAUCUACCCACCUACUCUUCCAGCCCAGCCGGCAGGCAGAGCUGCCGAGUUCUUUUCUUUGCCUCUCAUCCUAUUUUCUUCAAGUACUUUUCUUCUUUCCAAUCAUCAGUCUCUUUUCCGGUGGUGAGGGCCAUUGGAGGUUCAGAAUGGUAAAGGACAGGGAGAAAGCGGGGGAGCGGAACGUGCUCGUCGGCGUGGUCUGGAACUGCGCCGACAUCAAGCUCCUCCUCACCUCCCUUUUCUUCCUCGGCUCUCUCGCCACCAUCAUCCAGUUCCUCCCUUCCAAUCUCGGCCUUUCCUCCGCCGAUCUCCGCUCCUGCCUGUAUUCUAAGUUCUCCUCCUCCUUUUCCUCCGCCGCCUCCUCUUCUUCCUCCCAAGCUCCACCCCUAAAUCUCUCCUCCUCUGUGCCUACUCCUCAAGCUCUAAAACACGAGGAGGUAACUCCGGAUUCCGUCGUGAAGAGGGCCUUCAACCCUGUGGGUUCCGCUGCGUACCUCUUCGUCCAGAUGGGCGCCUACCGCGGCGGUAGCAACACCUUCGCGGUCGUCGGACUCGCGUCGAAGCCGCUCCAUGUCUUCGCCAAGCCCCGAUUCACCUGCGAGUGGGCCCCCCACGACAAUCCCGGCGCUUCCGUCACCGCCCCGGCUUACAAGAUCCUCCCGGACUGGGGCUACGGCCGCGUGUACACCGUCGUCGUGGUGAAUUGUACCUUCCCCGCCGACGUCGGCGCCGACGGCUCCGGCGGCCGCCUGAUCGUCAACGCCACCACCGGAGGCGGCGCCGAUCGCGCACUCGACGUGGAGGAGAGAUUUGUCGCCCUGGAAGAGGCCCCCGGGAGCGUGAACGCGUCCAUAUUCUCGGCACCGCCCAAGUAUGAUUACCUCUACUGCGGCUCGUCGCUUUACGGGAAUCUGAGUCCCCAGAGGAUGAGGGAGUGGAUGGCCUACCAUGUCAAGCUCUUCGGCGACAAGUCCCACUUCGUUAUCCACGACGCCGGCGGCGUCCACCCGGGGGUGAUGGAGGUUCUCCGGCCGUGGAUGGAGAAGGGGCUCGUAACGCUGCAGGACAUCAGGGAGCAGGAAAGGUUUGAUGGCUACUACCACAACCAAUUCCUGGUGGUGAAUGAUUGCUUGCACAGAUACAGGUUCAUGGCCAAGUGGAUGUUCUUCUUCGAUGUGGAUGAGUUCAUCUACGUCCAGCCGAAGACCACCCUGCAGUCGGUCCUCGCCUUGUUCUCCAGCUACACGCAGUUCACUAUUGAGCAGAUGCCAAUGUCCAACAAGCUCUGUCUCUCGAGCGAUGCCGGGAAGACCCCAAGGAUGUGGGGCUUUGAGAAGCUGGUGUACAGGGACGUGAAGAGAGGAGUGAGAAGGGAUCGAAAGUAUGCGAUCCAGCCUCGCAACGUCUUCGCGACUGGCGUGCACAUGUCCCAGAACAUAGCUGGGAGGAGCCUCCACAAGACGGAAGGCAGGAUUAAGUACUUCCACUACCAUGGCACGAUUGCCGACAGAAGAUAUCCCUGCAAGGUGUUUGUUAAUGAUACCACACUAACCUUCGAGGGCACGCCUUAUGUCUUCGAUCCAACCCUCCGACAACUCGCCGGCUUGGUCAAGAGAUUCGAGCUCAAGACCAUUGGAUCCCGGCUUCAGCGCACGCGGCAAUAAUACCUACGUUCUUUGAUUCUUUUCUCCUUGUCUCAUUAUUAUAUACACGUGAAGUUUUUGUUUAGUUUUAUAUGUUUUUUUUUUUGUUAUAUUGUUAAUGCUGAGCGCUUCUUAUAUAUAGAUGGAGUAUAGGCAUAUCAAAUUGAAUAGAUUCCCUUCUAUGUUGGGCUAAUUAACUUUCUCUAAA
Elaeis guineensis (African oil palm) is the source of this 2004-nucleotide messenger RNA. RefSeq names its product galactan beta-1,4-galactosyltransferase GALS3. Gene Ontology annotation, molecular function: glycosyltransferase activity. Gene Ontology annotation, cellular component: cytoplasm. The record is from RefSeq and is a predicted model, not a curated record. NCBI's taxonomy places the organism in Eukaryota, Viridiplantae, Streptophyta, Magnoliopsida, Arecales, Arecaceae.